Messenger RNA from Toxorhynchites rutilus septentrionalis, 732 nucleotides. RefSeq lists its product as uncharacterized. NCBI's taxonomy places the organism in Eukaryota, Metazoa, Arthropoda, Insecta, Diptera, Culicidae. The coding region runs from base 1 to 732 and encodes 243 amino acids. The transcript has 2 exons. The record is from RefSeq and is a predicted model, not a curated record.
AUGGCUUCCAGCAGCUCCGGCGCCGGAAGGCCAACCAAUAUUUAUAAUGGUGUUCCCACCACUCGUACCUCGCCCAGAUGGGCUGACCCUUUCGGUGGCAAUUUACAAAUCUUACUUUUGAGAACCACUGAAGGCAAUCUUCUUCCAUCGAAUCCUUUUACGGUUUCCAAAUCGAUCCAAGGAGUGAUCGGUAAGGAAUUCAAAGAUGCUAAACCUCAACGCGACGAUAAAAAUCGCUACAUCUACAAGAUGAAAAACUCGUCCAAUUGCUUCUGGGCUAAGCCAAUUUCUUCUGUAAAAGCAGUUCCAACCCCGUCCAGUAAUCCACAGGAAUCGGAACUCAGCACCUCCUCGUCAGAUUCAGAAUCCGACCCAGAUAUUUCAAUGGAAAUUGAAACAACCCCCUCCAACAAGAGGAAGAAUACUAACAAAAGGUCAACCUCAGAUGAAUUCAAAUCAUCAGAAGAGGAAAUUUUUCGAGGAAAAGAAUUCAAUAAGAAGAAAUCCAAGAACCAAAAAUACAACUCAACCCAACCAUCCAACGAAUCCAAACCAUCCACUUCCCUCCAACCAUCCACUUCAUUCCAACCAACCACCGCAUCCAAAACUAAAACAUCCAACCAAUCCAACCAUUCAAACAAACCCACCCCACUUGGCAACAAACCAAUUGCCAACGUUUCCAAAAAUGAUCCUAGACUAAAGAACAAAUCCGGCAAAUCUACCCAUUCCUAA